This is a messenger RNA of Caenorhabditis remanei, 1041 nucleotides long. RefSeq lists its product as uncharacterized. The record is from RefSeq and is a predicted model, not a curated record. The transcript is spliced from 3 exons. The coding region runs from base 1 to 1041 and encodes 346 amino acids. Lineage: Eukaryota; Metazoa; Nematoda; Chromadorea; Rhabditida; Rhabditidae.
AUGUCCCUGUCAAAACCGUUUCCACUUCUCCGACUACCCAGAUUGCCUCUUUUCAAAGUUCUCAACGGCAUCGGCGUUCAGGAACGAUUCUACAUAUCGAUAUGCUCGAGCAAAGCAAAAUAUGCUAUCAAGUUCUACAACGACAGACUAAAGUUCUCAGUGACUUUCCAUUUUAAGAAAACCUUUGCGUUCUCCCUGAAAACCAUGCACAGGGAACAUCUGAUAGACGUCCGACCCAUUUUUGGAGCCACCUGGACAGUUUUGAGCAGCGUUGAAGCGAGCUCAGGGAACUGGUUCGAAAAAAAAGUGAAACGACUUCUUUUGGUGUUGGUGGACGUGUUUAAUAUUCCUGCAAUUUGUCUAGUUUUCGAAGAGAGACGUCAUGAAAUUGUGACGGGAUUCAUUAAUUACAUUCAGUCUAUAAAGCUGAAAGUUCACAGCUUGAAGAUCAAAUCAAAAAAUGGGGAAGAUAUGGAAUUUGUUCUUGAUACUUGUCGAGAAGGCUUCUCCGAAAUCCACCUGGAUUGUCCAAUGACUCCAGGAUUUGAGUAUGAGAACAUGCCUUUGACCCCAAAGUUCAGUGUCGAUAAGCUAACAAUUAAAAAUGCGGAAUGGGUGACCACGUGGCACUUAACCACAUUCUUCAUUAAUUGCAAACAUCUCAUACUUGAUGAAUGCCGCGAAGGUAGUCUCGUGAAGCAAUUCAUCUACGAAUGGAUUUACGGAUGUUCUCAGUUGAAAUACGCCCGUCUAACAUUUGGUCAUGAUCAAACUAGGAUGCGUCUCGUGGAGAGUGACUGGCUAGGGACUCGGCUGCCUCGUGUUGACCGAUGUUACGGGUCCAAAUAUUUGGCUGAUAUUAUGAAGACGAUACCAUCGACAAUUUUGCCGACCAAAGAGAUGGGGUGGGAAUUUGGACUAUUAGACACUAAAGUUUAUCGCAUCCGACAACAAAAAACUGGACGGGAAGCGCAUGUCUUCAGUAAUUGUCGUGCUAUUGGGAUUACUGAUUCUCGCCUUGCCUAUCCGAAUUAUCCAUAG